Molecule: messenger RNA, 810 nt
Organism: Fragaria vesca subsp. vesca
Lineage: Eukaryota; Viridiplantae; Streptophyta; Magnoliopsida; Rosales; Rosaceae
Exons: 5
Coding region: 54-761 (235 amino acids)
Source: RefSeq, a predicted model, not a curated record
GUGCAUAAAAAAGAGAGAGAAAUCGGAGAGCUUGUAUCACACAAAUCCCAAUAAUGAGCUUAGCACUCGUCCAGGGCUAUUCUUCCUCUGAAGACGAAGAACAAGAGCCCCAACAUGGCCUCCAUUACCAUAACUCCUCCUCCUCCGAAGACGACGGCGACGAGAGCAAACCCGCAGCGUCCUCCUCCAUUUUGGAGCCUUCCCGACCCACGUCCUCCAACGCCUCCGCCCUCCCGUCUGCUUCCGACGUCUUCUCCGAGAUUUCGGGACCCCCAGCUUUUUUGAACAACUGCGUCCAAGAAUACGCUCCCCAGCAAGUGCGGCAUGCUUCCCGUCACAACAAACACCGCAAGGACAAGAAACACUUGCCUGCUGGUGCAGUAGUGGAGUCCAAAGCUAAUUUAGUUGGAAUCCAUGAACGAGUAAGAAGUGAUCUUGAUGGUAAGCAACCUCGAUCUUUAGCUGAUACAAGCACAAAUGAAGGAGGUAAGCGUGUGGCAACUGUAACAAAUCCCAGUGCAGAGGAUGCUGCAGCGCUUCUCAGGAUGUGCUUGCAGUGUGGAAUUCCCAAGACCUAUUCCAAUGCACGCGGAAUGGUCUGCCCAACAUGUGGUGAUCGUCCUGCAGACGCAACUGACGACUCCAAGAAGAAGGGGUCUACAAUCAAAGAUAAGGAGAAAAACAAGAGGAUGAAAGGCCAGUCAUCUCAUGCUACAUGGAAAAGUGAAACUGAAAUGCAGCUUCGACAGCAAUUUGAUUAGUAGGACCAUCUCAGAAAUUCGGAUUAGCUGUUGGGCUGUGUUUCUACAU